Molecule: messenger RNA, 1857 nt
Organism: Drepanopeziza brunnea f. sp. 'multigermtubi' MB_m1
Lineage: Eukaryota; Fungi; Ascomycota; Leotiomycetes; Helotiales; Drepanopezizaceae
Biological process (GO): protein peptidyl-prolyl isomerization
Molecular function (GO): peptidyl-prolyl cis-trans isomerase activity; protein binding
Source: RefSeq, a predicted model, not a curated record
AUGGCAGAAGACCCCAUGGAAACGAAAUCCCGUAAGAGGAGUCGAUCAGACGAUGAUGACUCCUCGUCCGACGACGACAUGGGCCCGCAGCUCCCAAACCCGGAGGCUGCCAAAAAGAAGCGCCGCAAGCUGCCUUACGAAAAGCUUUACAUAUCUGCCCUACCUACGUCCGCGAAGUACUCGAAAUCCCUCAUGCACAAGGAGCAACUGUCAUUCCUGACAAUGACGCCCUUGACCGAUUUUCUGCUCACCAGCUCCGUGGACGGCGUGGUCAAGUUCUGGAAGAAGGGAGCCGAUAACAUUGAGUUUGUUAAGGAGUUUAGGGCGCAUAAUGGAGAGAUCAAGAGCGUAUCAGUUAGCGCUGAUGGGAGAAGCUUUGCGACAGCGGGGGUGGACAAGACCAUCAAGAUUUUCGAUGUCAUUACCUUCGACUUAUUGUCAAUGCUGACUGUAGAAUUCACCCCGAAGUGCGUGUGUUGGAUACACAAGAGGGGCGCCUCAUUGCCCCUGCUAGCAGUGUCCGACGAAGUCAACCAUACGAUUCGAAUGUACGACGGCCGUGGAGAAAAUCAAGAACCGAUCCACACUCUUUCCGGAUUACAUCGAAGCGUUGUGUCGCUCAUGGCAUUCAAUGACGCGUAUGAUUGUGUGAUCUCGGCGGACGAAAAUGGAAUGGUCGAAUACUGGCGACCUGGGACCUAUGAGAAACCGGAGAAUGUGUUCCAGUACAAGAGCUCGACGAAUUUGUUCGAGUUCAAGAAGGCAAAAUCCACGCCCACAUCUUUGACAAUAUCUCCAAAUGGCUCAAAAUUUGCAACCUUGUCAUUCCCUGAUAGAAAGAUCCGGGUAUUUGAUUUCCCCACGGGUAAACUCUACAGGACAUAUGACGAGUCAUUACAGAUAAUAGAAGAGAUGCAACAAGCUGGUACGGCUCUACAGAAACUUGAGGACGUUGAAUUUGGACGCAGGUUAGCCACAGAGCGAGAAAUUGAGAGCCCAGCGCUGAGGAACAAGGCGAAUGUGAUUUUCGACGAGACGGGACAUUUUAUCAUCUACGGAUCCAUGCUUGGGACUAAAGUUCUGAAUACGUACACAAACCGGGUGGUGAAGGUCUUCGGGAAAGAAGAAAAUUAUAGACCACUCAGUGUGGCCAUCUAUCAAGGUCAACCGCAAAAGAAAGGCAUCACUACAGUCGCCAUGGCUGCCUCCAAUAACCCGCUCCUGCAAGAGUCAGAGGUCCGGGAUCCCAUCCUCUUCACCACCGGAGUUGGCAAAGUUCGAUUUUACAUGUUCACCAACGAGGAGAGUAUUUCAAAAUCCGAAAGAGACGUCCAGAACGAGAAACCGACCAACUUGAACUCCAAGAAGGCGGUUGAGGCGAAGGCAGCAGAGACUGGAACAGCAGCGAUCAUCCACACCACAUACGGAGACAUCCAUAUCCGUCUGUUUCCUGACGCGGCCCCGAAAUCUGUGGAGAACUUUGUCGUGCAUUCGAAGCAAGGAUACUACAACAACACCAUCUUCCACAGAGUCAUCCGAAAAUUCAUGAUUCAAUGCGGUGAUCCUCUCGGAGAUGGAACUGGAGGAGAGAGUAUCUGGGGCAAGGAAUUCGCAGACGAGUUUAGCACGUUGAAACAUGACAAACCAUACACCGUCAGCAUGGCCAAUGCUGGGCCGAAUACCAAUGGAAGCCAAUUCUUCAUUACAACAGAAAAGACGCCUUGGUUGGAUAACAAGCAUACGAUUUUCGGACGAGCGAUCCAAGGUCUGGAUGUCAUCCACAAGAUCGAGAAUGCGAGGGUGCAUAAAGAAAAGCCAGAAGAAGAUAUCAAGAUCCUUAAUAUUGAGAUUGUAUAG